Messenger RNA from Lingula anatina, 1742 nucleotides. RefSeq lists its product as uncharacterized. The record is from RefSeq and is a predicted model, not a curated record. NCBI's taxonomy places the organism in Eukaryota, Metazoa, Brachiopoda, Lingulata, Lingulida, Lingulidae.
AUGAGAUGGAUGAACAUAUUUUCAAAAACUGAUGACAUAAAUUUAUUUGCUUAAAAUGGGGUUUAAUUUUCUGGCCAGGUGAAAGCGGGCUAUUUAUAGACCAUGACAAUGCUGAGUUGACAGGUAUAUAAAUACAGGUGACUUCAAGCUUCCAGAGGCAUUCAGAACUUAGAGGCCUAUGGUUUCAAUGAUCUUACUUUUCUAUUGAUGCAAAUGUUCACAGUUGGGCAAUAAUACCUGUUUAUGUAUACCGCAGAUGAUUUGAAAAGGUGACACUAGGUGUAUUAUUCCAUUCAGCAGUGCCUAGGGAUACAAGUACUAUUGAGGAUUAACAGCAGAUCCAAAACACCAGCGCACAUAAACAAAAGGCGGCCUAAUUCUUGAGGUAACAUAAAGGUCACUUGAGUUACCAGUGAAAGAUCAUUAUAAAACUCAGUGUUAAAAAUUCAUUUACUACCAGGUGAACAGCUGACAUUUGGCUGUCACUUAUCCUGAUAUGCAGGUACAGUAAACAAAUAAUCUUGAACUGAAGAGACCUCUACGCAGUAGAUACUACUGUAAGUAUUUAGAUAACCUACAGCACUGUUGCAAUACACUUGGCAUACAAGCAGUCCAGUUCAACACUGCAAGUUAUUACAUGAUCAGCAGGUGUCAGGAUAAGCUUGGAAAUAUACAUGCACAAACAGGUUAACCAGUCAAGACCACUAAGGCGUUUUGAAAUGAGUAAGACCUUAACAUGAUGGAUAGCGAGGAUCAUGCCGUCUUCGUUGUUGGUGACACUAAGGAAGAAGAGGAAGAGGAAGAAUGUGCUGGUGCUGCAGCAAGCCUCAUUGCUAUACCUGGUGCUACAGGGGGACAGUACAGUGACUUAGGGACCUUCAAGGACAGUCUUUCACAGGAUUAUGCCCCUCAUAGACAACUACAUUCUGUUCAAACAGAGCAAGCCAUUGGAGAGGUUAUUAUUUUGCAGAGGGGAAGGGCUUUCUCUUUGCCUAAUGUCUCUUCCAUGAUGCAGGCCAGAGCACAUAAUGAGAUAGGACUUGACUUGAGAAAAAUAAGCGAUGACCUCAAUAUGGAGUACAAGGAUCACCAUGAAAAAGUACAGAAGGCUGCAAGAAAUCGCAGAGAAAGUGCUCCAGCAUCCGUACUCUCAUCCUCAUUUACUGGAGCCAGUGUUGAAGACAACCACAGCUUUUUUCAAAGGUUGUAUAGAUUACUCUUUGCACCAACACCUUCACAACCCAGGCGGCCUGCACGAGUCAGAAGAUACACAAUUUCAAAUCUGGAGACAUUACCUGAUGAACAGUCAGAAAACUCAUCAAAUGAAGAUCACCAAGACAUAUUUGCCCAUUCUCUUUAACCUCAGAGAAGUAACAUAAGGCAUUUGUAUAUAAUGAAUCAGUUCAUGACAUCAUCCUUUUCUGGUACUGUAGCAGUAAUCUUUUUCAUUUUCAUUACCAAUUUUUCAUUGUCAUACUUUCAGUUUUACUAUACUUAACAGAAUUGCUCAUAAAAAAAAUAAUCACAGAAAUUUUUCUGACCCAAUGAGAUAUUUUAAUACAGGGUUAUUUAUUAAAUGUUAGAUAAAAUAUAACAAGGAAAUCUUCACUGCAUGGAAAUAUCAUAAAAUUGUUGAACUGAAGGCUCAGUUACUGCUAAGUACUUUAUCCUUGGCUAUAUCCAUCUAGUGUCGUUCAUAUACUUCAUCCAGAGUCAGAACAUAGUGAACUGGACAUUGCUAU